Messenger RNA from Penicillium soppii, 1425 nucleotides. Its product is annotated as VOC family protein. Gene Ontology annotation, molecular function: oxidoreductase activity. The coding region runs from base 1 to 1425 and encodes 474 amino acids. The transcript has a single exon. NCBI's taxonomy places the organism in Eukaryota, Fungi, Ascomycota, Eurotiomycetes, Eurotiales, Aspergillaceae. The record is from RefSeq and is a predicted model, not a curated record.
AUGGCCUGGGAUCAAGAUGUUAUGCGUUCGCGCUUUUGCCAUGCACUCUCCGAAAUGUAUAAGAGUGAAGUUUCUCUCUAUGGAGACCUCAUCGAUAUAGUCUGGGAAGCAGACGCAAAAGCCGUUCAACACAGUCAAAACAUGAGCGACUCUCAAAUCAUAAACCCCGAUGAUGUUCUUCCAUCGCGGCAUCGCGUGGAAAGACACGGAGCCAUUCGUGUGGGUACAGCACAUGAGUUGGCUACAAUACGUCGAAUGUUUGCUGUGAUGGGAAUGUACCCGGUGGGCUACUAUGACCUCAGCCUUGCUGGAUUCCCGAUGCAUGCUACAGCCUUCCGUCCGAAAACACAAGAAUCACUCGAUAAGAACCCAUUCCGGGUGUUUACCACGGUUUUGCGGAUGGAACUCUUGACGGAAAAAACUCGGGAAUUGGCAAAGCAAGCGCUGAAGCAACGAAACAUCUUCACGCCUAGACUUCUUGCUUUGCUAGAUACUGCAGAACGCGAGAGAAGCUUGACACCCGAACAGUGCACGGAGUUUAUCUCUAAUAGUCUGGAAACAUUUCGGUGGCACUCAAAAGCCACUGUCACUCUAGAUGAAUACGAGCAGCUCAAAGCCGAGCAUCCUUUAAUUGCCGACAUUGUUUCAUUUCCAAGCUCACAUAUCAACCACCUCACACCUCGGACAAUUGACAUUGAUCUUGUUCAGAAGUUGAUGCUGGAUCACGGAAUGCCCGCCAAAGAACGCAUCGAGGGACCGCCCAGGCGAACAUGUCCGAUCCUUUUACGGCAAACGAGCUUCAAGGCACUCGAAGAGAUUGUUCAUUUCCGCGACCCGUCUGGUUCGCAUGUAAAGGGCUCACACACAGCUCGCUUUGGUGAAGUAGAACAACGAGGCUACGCUUUGACCCGACAAGGACGCCAACUUUAUGAUCAGAUCCUGGACCAGGUGAACAAGAAAGCCGCAGAUGGUGGCUUACGUGGCCAGGACUACGACAAGUUACUGGAAGACCAAUUCAGAGAGUUCCCAGAUAAUCUGUCCAAACUUCACGAUCUAAGCUUGGCAUAUUUCUCCUACCAGCUGACACCGCUAGGUGAACAGUUUAUCAAAGAAAACACAGUGUCCUUGAAAGAUCAUCAAGCUCCAGUUUCACUCCAGGAUCUUUUGGCUAAAGGGAUCAUUGGUUACGAGCCUCUUACAUACGAAGAUUUCCUUCCCUUGUCCGCGGGUGGAAUCUUCUAUUCCAAUUUGGGAAGCGUCUCGCAGUCCAAGCAACUUAUAAUGAGCGCAGAUCCGGAUCUCGAUGGCUUUCAACGCCUCCUUGGGGCUUGUGUCGCGGAUGAAUUUCAUCUUUACAGUGAGAUGCAACAGAAAUCUUUGGAUAUUUGCCGACAGAAGCUACAGCUGGACAAGAUUGCAUUCUAA